Erpetoichthys calabaricus (reedfish) is the source of this 1213-nucleotide messenger RNA. RefSeq names its product olfactory receptor 480-like. The coding region runs from base 194 to 1120 and encodes 308 amino acids. The record is from RefSeq and is a predicted model, not a curated record. Gene Ontology annotation, molecular function: olfactory receptor activity; G protein-coupled receptor activity. Lineage: Eukaryota; Metazoa; Chordata; Cladistia; Polypteriformes; Polypteridae. The transcript is spliced from 2 exons. Gene Ontology annotation, biological process: G protein-coupled receptor signaling pathway. Gene Ontology annotation, cellular component: membrane.
UGUUGUGCCCAAAGUACAAAUUUAGAUAAAGCUACAUUCUAAGAUAUUUAGUAGUGUUACCUGAUCUACAGAAGGUAAAAAGUAGUAUUUCUUGCAUCAAAAACCAUCAUAAAUGUUCAACUAGAGCAUGAAGACACAGAGGGGUUCUGCAUAUCACUGACGACAUAUUUGAAGGAGAAGUGACAGUUCGGGCAUGAACCAAACCUUAAUGUCCACAACAGAGUUUGUCCUGCUUUGUAGAGUCGACUCCCAGAAGAAAAGCUACACCAUUGCUGUCCUCACUAUGGUCUACUUGGUGACUCUGUUUGGGAACUUCCUGGUAAUUUUGGUCAUAGCAAUGAAUCCUCAGUUGCAAAAGCCCAUGUAUGUUGGUAUUGCUACUUUAGCAGCAAUUGAUUUGGUUGGCAGUACAAAUAUUACUCCAAAACUAAUUGCAGUUCUUUUAGACUGGACAGCUAUUCCUUAUGGACCUUGCUUGUUGCAGAUGCUCUUAGUUUUAUAUUUAGAGGCAGCAGAAUCUUUUCUUUUGGCUUUCAUGGCAUGUGACCGCUAUGCGGCAGUUGUUCAUCCACUGCGAUAUUCUACACUCGUCACAAAAAGAACCAUCUGGGCUGCUUGUACAUUACUGAAUGCUGUUCCAGCUGCUUUUGUUUUAACUAAUUUGAUUUUUAUUACCGAGUUUUCUUUUUGUAACACGAAUAUUCUAAAUUAUUGUUUUUGUGACUAUUCAUCGCUAGUUAAAAUAACCUGCAAUGAAAAUCCUAAAUACUUUGUCAUUUUGUCAGUCGCUUCAUUUGUGUUUGGUAUUUUGCCAUUUGUAUUCAUUUUACUUUCCUAUGCAAGGAUUGCUUACGCUGCUCUGAAGAUCUCAUCUAGUGACGGAAAAAGGAAGACAUUUAACACUAUAACCACCCAUCUGCUGGUGGUGGGACUCUUCAAUAUUCCACUUUUAAUGUCCUAUAUGUUAACUGGAGCAGGAGUGAAGCUGUCUACUGAAGCCUACAACACCAUGAUAAUUGUAGCAAAUGUCGUGCCUCCAAUGUUCAACCCCAUAAUAUAUAGCUUCAGAAACAAGGAGAUACGGAGCAGCAUCCAGAAACUUUUGAAGAAAAGUACAUAAAAUAUGCCACACAUUCUAUGGAUCUCAGAUUUGUGAGACUAAUAUACUGUAUAAAAUAUCUCUUGAAUAUUUAUCAUUAAACUCAAUGCAAUA